CUUCUUUCUAAUUUCUUUUUUUUUUUUUUCUCUCUAUCUAAACAUUUCUAUCAAUCUCUCUCUACGCGAUCUCUACACGAAAAAAAUAAAAUUCUCAAAUUAAAAAAAUCUAAUCACUUGUUUCAUCAGUACUAGAUGUCUAGGGUUUUGGUUGUGUUCUUGCACUAACUAACUUGCAGGAUUUUUCUUCUUUUAAUCAUUCUGUCGAUUUGUGCUCUUCAAUUACUGCACUAGUGUAGCUUCACAGCUUCAAGUACGUCAAGUUUUAUCAACUGAAUCUCGCCUGAGGAUAUUUUGUUGAAUAGCGCUGCUGUGAAUUUCUUCAAACACUUUCAGCAUUGGACCUCAUUACUGAACUCAUAUAUGUGCCUGAAAGCUUCAUAAAGUGGUGUCACUUCAUUAUUUUUAAUAUUGGGAUGGGAUUACUUUAGGAGAAUUGUGUAUAGCGACUUCACAUCCUAAAUUUAGAAAACAUGCCUUCAUGGUGGGGUAAAUCAUCAUCCAAAGAAGUGAAGAAGAAAGCAAGCAAGGAAAGUUUCAUUGACACAUUGCACCGAAGAUUUAAGACUCCAACUGAGAGUAAAACAAGUGGUAGGUCAGGAGGUUCACGAAGACGCUGCAGUGAUACCAUUUCAGAGUUAGGCUCUCAAUCUCGAGCAGAAUCAAGAUCUCCCUCACCUUCAAAAAAUCAUGUUGCAAGAUGUCAAAGUUUUGCUGAGAGGCCCCAUGCCCAACCCCUUCCUCUUCCUGGUGUGCACCCUGGUACUGUGGGACGAACGGACUCCGGAAUUGGCAUGUCAACAAAGUCGAAAUUGGAAAAAGGCUCAAAGUCAUUGUUUCUGCCUCUCCCAAAACCAGGAUGUAUCCGCAGUAGAGCAAAUGCAACAGAUGUAGAUGGAGAUUUGGCCACUGCUUCAGUUUCUAGCGAGAGCUCCAUUGAUAGUGAUGAUCCUGCUGACUCAAGUCACCGUAGUCCCCAGGCAACUGAUUAUGAUCAGGGGAAUAGAACUACUGCUAGCAAUUCCUCCAGUGUGAUGCUCAAGGAUCACUCUUGUACUGCCACUCAAAUAAAUUCUAGAGAGUCAAAAAAGCCAGCUAACAUUUCUAUUGGUAAUCAUACAUCCCCUACAUCACCCAAACGGAGACCUCUAGGCAGUCACGUGCCGAAUUUACAGGUUCCACAUCACGGUGCUUUCUGCAGUGCCCCAGACAGCUCCAUGUCAAGUCCUUCUAGAAGUCCAAUGAGAGCAUUUGGCACUGAACAAGUCAUAAAUUCUGCUUUCUGGGCAGGGAAGCCCUAUACUGAUGUCUGUUUACUAGGAUCUGGCCACUGCUCUAGUCCUGGUUCAGGUUAUAAUUCUGGGCAUAAUUCAAUGGGAGGCGAUAUGUCAGGACAAUUACUCUGGCAACAAAGUAGGGGUAGUCCUGAAUGUUCUCCGAUACCUAGUCCUAGAAUGACUAGUCCUGGCCCCAGCUCAAGAGUUCAAAGCGGUGCUGUCACACCAAUUCAUCCUCGAGCAGGAGGGGCAACCAUUGAGUCACAGGCAAGCUGGCCUGAUGAUGGGAAACAACAAAGCCACCGGUUACCACUUCCUCCUGUGUCAGUUUCAAGUUCCUCUCCUUUUUCACACUCAAAUUCAGCAGCAGCAUCUCCUUCUGUACCACGAAGUCCUGGAAGGGCAGAAAAUCCAAUAAGCCCUGGAUCACGCUGGAAAAAGGGAAAGCUGCUGGGUAGAGGCACAUUUGGACAUGUUUAUGUAGGUUUUAACAGUGAAAGUGGCGAAAUGUGUGCUAUGAAGGAAGUGACGUUGUUUUCAGAUGAUGCCAAGUCAAAGGAAAGUGCUAAGCAGUUGAUGCAGGAAAUUGCUCUGCUGAGCCGUUUACGGCAUCCAAACAUUGUGCAAUACUAUGGGUCUGAGACGGUUGGUGAUAGACUUUAUAUCUACUUGGAGUAUGUAUCUGGUGGAUCCAUAUACAAACUUCUUCAAGAGUAUGGGGAGUUGGGUGAACUAGCAAUUCGUAGUUAUACUCAGCAAAUCUUGUCAGGACUUGCAUUUUUACACUCUAAAAGCACUGUCCAUAGAGAUAUUAAAGGCGCAAACAUACUUGUGGAUCCAAAUGGUCGUGUUAAAUUGGCCGACUUUGGUAUGGCAAAGCAUAUCACUGGACAAUCAUGCCCACUUUCAUUCAAGGGAAGCCCUUACUGGAUGGCUCCUGAGGUUAUAAAAAAUUCAAAUGGCUGCAACCUUGCUGUGGACAUAUGGAGUCUUGGAUGUACUGUUCUGGAAAUGGCUACAACAAAACCUCCUUGGAGCCAAUUUGAAGGGGUUGCUGCAAUGUUUAAGAUUGGAAAUAGCAAGGAUCUCCCAGCAAUUCCAGAUCACCUCUCUGACGAGGGCAAGGAUUUUGUAAGGCAAUGCUUGCAACGCAAUCCGCUACAUCGGCCCACUGCUGCACAGCUUUUGGAACAUCCUUUUGUGAAAUCUGCUGCACCUUUGGAAAGACCUAUUUCAGGCAUCGAACCUAUGGAACAAGCCCCUGUAGUUACAAAUGGGGUGAAAGCUCUGGGCAUUAGUCAAGCAAGGAAUUUUACCUCUUCAGAUUCAGAGAGGCUUGCAGUUCAUUCAUCUAGAGUUCUGAAAACAAGUCCCCAUGCCAGUGAAAUCCAUAUUCCGCGGAACAUAUCAUGUCCUGUCUCACCAAUUGGAAGCCCUCUAUUACAUUCAAGGUCGCCGCAGAGAAUGUCCCCUUCACCUAUAUCUAGUCCACGGACCAUGUCAGGCUCAUCCACUCCUCUUACAGGUGGCAGUGGUGCUAUUCCAUUCAAUCACUUGAAACAGUCAGUUUAUUUGCAGGAGGGUUUUGGAAGCUUGCCAAAGCCCUCAAAUGGUAUCUACAUCAAUGGCCUCUCUUACCACGAUUCUAAUCCAGAUCUUUUUCGAGGAAUGCAGCCAGGGUCUCACAUAUUCUCUGAACUGGUUCCCUGUGAAAAUGAUGUUUUAGGAAAGCAACUUGGAAGGCCUGCUUAUGGAGAACUUUAUGAUGGACAAUCGGUCUUGGCUGAUCGUGUGUCUCAGCAGCUCUUAAGGGAUCAUGUGAAGAUGAAUCCAUCCCUGGAUCUAAGCCCCCGCUCUUCUUUGCCCAAUCGAACCACUGGUCUAUAACUUUGAGAAUUUUGUGGACCACCUGACGGAGCAAGCUUUCUAGAUCUUUUUUCUUCUACAUUGAUAGUCCCGAGAUUAACUGCUGAGGAAGCUAGGAAUUGCAAUCAGGGUUCAGAAAGAAAACUGUGGAAAAGGCUAAGGCCCAAAGAAAGAGUGGCGCACAGAGAAAUGUCCUGGGUGGAGCUAGGUCGUAGUGGCUGGCUUUAUGCAGUCAUAUCAUAGAUGACCAUGCUAAGCUAAUGCAGAUUCUGGAAGUGGCUGCUCCGCUGCACCAGUGAAUGGAACUCGCUUCCUAGCAAAUAAGAAACUAGCUGUUGUAGUACUUGGCAUCUACUUGCAUAAAAUCAAAGUGCAUAAAUCUUUAAGUGGUUGACUGAAUCAAGAUAAGCGAGAUCUAAUUUCCCAGGGAUUUGGGGUUCUGGGCAUCUCUGUAUGCAUGGCAGUUCCUUCAGUAUGAAAAUAUUCAAAGCAGUGAGAACUGUACAUUCUUUUAGACCAUGGCAUAGAAGAAAAACAAGAAUUUAAUUCGAGUCCGUGGGGAAUUAUUAGCUUUUGGACUACUUUUUCGGGAUCUGAGACUGCUGUACAGUAUAUGGAGAACUGAAUUGAGGUUAGCAAUUUGUGUAUGAAGCAAUCUUGGAUUUUGCUGAGCCUGUGCAUCUGUGCCCUUUGAUGGUCAUGCCAGCUCAGAUUAACUGCCCUUGUAUCCUGUGUUCGAGCUGAUUUGUUGUGUACAUUACCACUUGAGUUAAUUCAAAAAAGAAAUCUAAUCUAUUAUUUUGUAA
This is a messenger RNA of Ricinus communis (castor bean), 3949 nucleotides long. Its product is annotated as mitogen-activated protein kinase kinase kinase YODA. NCBI's taxonomy places the organism in Eukaryota, Viridiplantae, Streptophyta, Magnoliopsida, Malpighiales, Euphorbiaceae. The record is from RefSeq and is a predicted model, not a curated record. The coding region runs from base 474 to 3164 and encodes 896 amino acids. Gene Ontology annotation, molecular function: protein kinase activity; ATP binding. Gene Ontology annotation, biological process: protein phosphorylation. The transcript has 12 exons.